Molecule: messenger RNA, 1145 nt
Organism: Myotis davidii
Lineage: Eukaryota; Metazoa; Chordata; Mammalia; Chiroptera; Vespertilionidae
Gene: CIAPIN1
Product: cytokine induced apoptosis inhibitor 1
Exons: 9
Coding region: 115-1053 (312 amino acids)
Biological process (GO): iron-sulfur cluster assembly
Cellular component (GO): cytoplasm
Molecular function (GO): iron-sulfur cluster binding
Source: RefSeq, a predicted model, not a curated record
GAGCUGUCUCAUAUCAGAGAGGAAAUAACUUUCUGCCUUCAAGCUCUUUACUUCACUGCCAAGUCAGGGUGCUCUGAGGAGGCCGCCUGCUUUUUGGGUGUGCGCACAGCAGGGAUGGCCGACUUUGGGGUCGCGCCUGGCCAGUCCGUGGCGGUGGUCUGGGACAGGCCCUCCCCGCCAGAGGCUCUGAAAGACCUGGUGGAAAAGCUGCAGGCGUUAACCGGCAGUGAGGGCCGAGUGUCUGUGGAAAACAUCAACCAGCUGUUGCAGUCUGCACACAAAGAAUCUAGCUUUGACGUUAUUCUAGCGGGUGCAAUUCCUGGAAGCUGCACUCUGCACAGUGCUGAACUUCUGGCUGAGAUGGCCCGGAUCCUUCGGCCGGGGGGAAGCCUGUUUCUGAAAGAGCCAGUGGAGACAGCUGCAGGUAACGAUAGCAAAGUGAAGACGGCGUCUAAGCUGUGUUCGGCCCUGACUCUGUCUGGUCUUGUGGAGGUGAAAGAGCUGCAUCGGGAGUCCUUGAGCCCUGAGGAGAUACAGUCUGUCCAAGAACAUCUGGGUUACCAUAGUGACAGUUUGGUCUCUGUGCAAAUCACAGGCAAAAAACCCAACUUUGAAGUGGGUUCUUCUAGUCAACUUAAGCUUUCUACUGCCAAGAAGUCAUCUCCUUCGGUGAAGCCUGCUGUGGACCCUGCAGCUGCCAAACUCUGGACCCUCUCGGCCAAUGACAUGGAGGAUGAGAGCAUGGAUCUCAUUGACUCAGAUGAGCUGCUGGACCCAGAGGAUUUGAAGAAGCCAGACCCAGCCUCCCUGCGGGCCCCUUCCUGCGGAGAAGGGAAGAAGAGGAAGGCCUGCAAGAACUGCACGUGUGGCCUUGCCGAAGAACUGGAAAAAGAGAAUUCCCGGGCACAGACGAGCUCCCAGCCCAAGUCGGCUUGUGGAAACUGUUACCUGGGCGACGCUUUCCGCUGCGCCAGCUGCCCCUACCUCGGGAUGCCAGCCUUCAAGCCCGGGGAGCAGGUGCUCCUGAGCAACAGCAACCUCAGCGAUGCCUAGGAGGGCCCCGCGGGCACACGGCUCCUCCGCCGCUCCUGCCUCAGACCCUGUCUCUGCCAUGGCUCCCUCUCUCCGAAACCAGUGCAGGGAGG